Molecule: messenger RNA, 3596 nt
Organism: Toxotes jaculatrix (banded archerfish)
Lineage: Eukaryota; Metazoa; Chordata; Actinopteri; Toxotidae
Gene: axdnd1
Product: axonemal dynein light chain domain containing 1
Exons: 25
Coding region: 102-3077 (991 amino acids)
Source: RefSeq, a predicted model, not a curated record
UUUGGGCAAAUAAAACUAGCCUUCCCCGCCGAAUGACUUUAUCAAAGUUUUUGAAUUUUACUGUCAAAGCCUUCUUGUAACAUCCCAACCGCGAGCCCAGGAUGUCCGCACCCGUGAGAGCCAGUUCAGCGCCAAGUUCAUCGAGGCCGGAGCAACCACUGGACACCAGAGCAGAGAGCAGAAAUACACAGCCUCCUCCUGUCAACAGCCAGAUCAUCCCAGAUGAACUGCUGGUCAGCCUUACCUCCACUGUCUGCAACAGGAGCACACUGGGGAACACUGCACACCAUCGGCACUGCAAGGGCUGUGGAAUCAGACGACCAGAUGCAGUCUGGCAUCACCCACUUGGACGCAAGAAAUACAAACACUUUCUGGAGCAGCCGACAUCCCUGACUGGAGCAGGCAGAGAUAUUUCAUUCCUGUGUGAUGCUAUGGUAAACCAGAGGAAGAUAACACCCCUCCCACCACUGCCUGACAGGAGUGGCACUGGGGAACCACAGAACAUGAAUAUCUCAGAAAGUCUAAUCCCUGAAGAAUAUCACAUUGUGAAAAACAAAGGAUUGCAGAGCCUUGAGUUCUAUGAGGAUGCGUUCACAGUGCAGCUCCAGGAUGAUGAACAGAAGCUACGGGUCUUUCCUUCACUGAGGCCCAGUGGCAGAAAAGAAGUGGUCCAGCUGAUGAGGAUCAUGGAUGACAUGCUGGAGAAGGCUGGAGUGGAUCAGCAGAGUGAGGAGCUGACUCAGCUUUCUCAGAUGGAGGGUCUGCUGGAGCUGGUACAGGUUGAGCAGAACAUCUACAACAUUGUUUUCCAUGAACUGAUCAGGCAGGUCAGCGUGGGCUGUGCUGAGAGGGGACAGCUGCUUGCUAAGCUCAGACAGCGCUACCAGUCCCUGCUGGAACGAAUCCCCCGCCGUCUGAAGGCUCUGCACACUGAGGCAGUGGCUCAGCGGGCUCUGGACCGCCGACUCACUGAGGAGAUCCACCGCAUCAAGACAUCCAUCCAGCAACUCAGCACGGAACUGUCCAAGAUCAGAGACCAUGAUGCCUUUGUUUCCCAGCAGGCAGAGCACGCUCACUGGCAGCUGGCUGAGGCGCUCAAUCAGGCGCAAACCCCUUCAGAUGUUGUCCAGGGUUAUCACGAUAUGUAUGAGCUGCAGAGAGGUCGCCUUGAAGCUCAGCUGUUUCAGAUGACUGAGGAGAGAGACGGCUGGAGCCAGAUAACCCUCUGCCUCGCCCUCAAGGUGAUCAGUGUGAAGAAGCUACAGCUGGUCAAUCAACUGCAUGUCUACGAGCAGAGCUGGUUCAAGACAGCAGAACACUGCAUCCUUUACCUCACUUCAAAGGACGCAGAGGACUUGGAUAUCAUCAUGAAGUCUGCUGACCACUGGAAAGAGCAGCUGACUGCGCUCAUGUCCCAGACGAAGAAGACUGAGCAUGCACAGUUUGAGGAGAUCAGUGCCAUCCGGCAAGGCAUCGCCAAGUGGCUCGCCCUCUGCAACACACAGAGCGAGUAUCCUGAUCCAAAAUAUGACAAAGUUUCAUUGGAAAAGAUUCAUGCUGAUUUGAAGCAGUGGUCAAAGAUGUUGGCGCUCCAGUGUGAGCGCUACCAAGGUGAGGAGUUGUUUUGCUGCCAGCAGACACUGAGCGAGCUUGGCCAUGUCCAGGAAAGAUGGCUGAAUAUGAGCCGGCAGCUUUUCAGAAGACACUCUGCUCCUGAUGGUGGACCCCCUGGAAGUGAGCUGGCCCUAAGUGAGCUGGGCAGGAUCCUAUCUGAGCUCCUCAAACAGCUGGACACACAAAUCAGUGGAGAGAAUGGGAUCCACCGACAGAUCACGUCUCUGCUCGGGUUUAUUGAGUCCUGGGUUUCCAAGCUUGGCCCAGUGAUUUGCCAGCCAGGAAUGAUGUCUGUUACUGACUGGCUGAAGCUGGAGAAGGCACUGUGUAGCUGGCAGAGUUUGGCUGAAGAAGCGUUGGAGAAUGUCUCCAGUGUGCAGACAGAGAAGGAGAAGGACAAAAACAAACCCAACAUAUAUAGAGAGACAGAGAGGGUGUUAGACAGAGUGCAGGAAUUCAUUAACAGCCUGUCCAACUUUACUGAUGGUGAGAACCAGAGACUCGGUGAGGAGGUCAGUUCUAUUCACGUAGCUCAGACCCGAUGGAUGUUGGAUCUGCUGCUCCUCAUGGUGCCUGACCAUAGCGAGGACCAGAACCAAGAGCAGGAACAGCAAUACAUUACAAACAUCUCACCACAGACACUGGAUGAGGAAGCCAAGGUCCUGGCUGAGAAACUGGACUAUGUUUCCAGAUACAUCACCAGUUUUUGCACGCUCAUUCUGGAGGAGCAGAGCCCACAUGAAGGAGAGGGUGAAAAUGAGAUGAAUGAAUGCAGAAAGCUGCAGAGGGAAUGCGUUGAUUGGGUGGAGACAUGUGCAAUCCUGCUUUCAGGGGUGAAAGGUGGUCCUGCGGAGCUGCCUGUCAGGCAGCCUACCACCACUUCCAGCAGUAACGUUCGAGUUUCUCUAGCAGACAGCAUGGACACUCUGGGGAACAAAGAGGAUUCAGCAGAGCCUACAACAGACAGUGAGGCCACAGAGGUCAAAGAUGAGACUGAGGCAGAAGCGAGAGAUGGGGAGCUAACGUCUUGCGAGACGCCGUUGGUGAGUCUGAUUGGCUAUGAUAGAAACAUCACACAAAGGAAGCUGGGAGAGAGCAGUGUCCAUCUGAAUGGGACUGAUGACCUGGUUGUGUCUCCAGCAACAGAUGAUGCUCAGAAAGCUUUUAGUGAUCUGACCACAGUAGCAUUGCUGCAGCGGGAACUGCAUGAAUCUGAGCUACGGGUCCAGAGUGCUGAGCAACGAGCCCUGAAAGCUGAGGAGGCCCUGCAGGCAGCAUUGGAGAAGAUUCAAGACCUGGAGAGACAACUGCAGGGUCGGCCCAGUCUGGAGCCCAAAAUGAGUGAAGAGAAAAAGAAAAUACCACCACCUACCCCACCACCACUAACACCUCCAGCUCCUCCAAAGAAAACAACUCCUGAGGCCAAACCAACAAGCAGCACCAAAAGGACUAAGAAACGCUGAUGUGGCAUCUAAUUAGAGGAUGUUACAACUCUGUAUGUGUGGAGUAUCCAAUUAAUGUUGGGUGAACUGCUUUUCAAAUUAUUUGUAGGAUUUUAUGUUUUAUUUGCUCUCUGUUGGAACAGGACCUGAGAGGAACACAACACCAGCCUGUGUCUUACCUUAUAGGUUUUCAAAUUAAUGUAGCACACAUGAAUAAAAAAUAGGAACAAACAAAAAUGGUCAACGCUGCUGUCCAAGAAUUGAACAUUUCCAGUAUCAGGAGGCUGUCUUUAUUCAGACUGCAUGGCCGUUGUAUGAUAAUGAAUAUUACUUAGUGAUGUUAUCAUUUAUAAUAUGGCUUGCUGUGGCUGUGUUUAACCUCAUGACAUGUUUUUUGACUUGAUGUAAAAGCAAAUUUAAUUUUGCUUCCUUCCAAAAAGGAAAAAAGUCAAACUUUUAUGGGCCUUUAUUUCUGGCCUCAAUUGUGAAGAUUUCGUUGUAUUUUAAACACACUGACUGAGCAGGGUGAAUAAUACAAUU